Molecule: messenger RNA, 612 nt
Organism: Sphaeroforma arctica JP610
Lineage: Eukaryota; Ichthyosporea; Ichthyophonida
Exons: 1
Coding region: 1-612 (203 amino acids)
Molecular function (GO): FAD binding
Source: RefSeq, a predicted model, not a curated record
AUGGGAGCGGAGCUGCCACUAGCCUUUGAUUUGCCUUUAAAUAACGAAGACGCGCAAGAUGUCGUUCGUACGUUGGCGCGGAAUAAUAUUAGUACGCGCAUACAAUCCGGUACACAUACGUAUUCAAAUGAAUCGGUACAAGGAGAGUUGGGCGUAACCAUUUCGACAGCGCUGAUGAAGACACUUCACAUCGACAGCGAUCAGAAACUUGUACAUGUGGGUGUUGGGUGCACUCUGGGCGAAAUGUAUGACUUGGCUCAUGCGAAUGGAUACAUAUUCAUUGGAGGCACACAUGCUAGUACGGGCGUGGCUGGUUAUACAUUGGGCGGGGGACAAUCUACGCAGUCCCGUUUUUACGGCCUGGCCGUUGAUCAUGUGAUCGAAUUUCAAUUUGUUGCACCUGAUGGUCAAAUUUUGGUUGUUCGAGAAGAUGGACCGUAUAAUGUUCUGUUUUGGGCUCUGAGAGGCGGGGGCAACAGUAAUUUCGGACUCAUCACGACGUUUCUAUUCAGGCUGCAUCAUCGAAGUGUGUUUCCAGAUGUGACGGAGGGUACCUUCUACUUUAAUAUCGCUAAUGAUAAGAAUUUGACGGCGGAUAUGCUAAAUAGCUAG